AUUUUUAUUUUUAUAUAGGCUAUGCAUCCAGUCUGAAAAUAUAAAGAGGCACGACUCUAACAUUUGUUUGAGUAUUCACGAACGAACAAAUUUAUGCAAAACAAUGGUGAAAAUAAAGAGUCUUAUUCUGUUUCAGAAUGAGAAAGCAAAUGAAUAACCAGUUUUACUUGAGCAGAUGAAAUAAAAUAAAAGGACUGUCUACAAAGGUAUGCAAAGAAACGCAAAUUGCGUAUUCGAAACGCAGGUUGCGUUAGAAGAAACGUCGCUCUUCGUGCAACCAAUUGAAAUACUUCAAAGGGUCACAUGACUGCCCACAAACUUGCUCGUGGUUUUGGUUCUGUCACUGUUUUGAAAUGGUUAUACUAAAAGGAAUCCCAUCAAUACUUACGCCUGAAUUAUUGUAUGUUUUGGCGCAAAUGGGUCAUGGAGAUGAACUAGUUCUUGCAGACGCAAAUUUUCCAGCCACAUCUAUUUGUAAAUGUGGUCCAGUAGAGAUAAGAGCGGAUGGUGUAGGUAUACCAGAACUUCUGAAGGCUAUACUGAAGCUUUUUCCUCUUGAUACCUAUGAUGAUUCGGCAGCUGUCAUGGACCUUGUGGACAGUGACAAAUUAAAGGGACUGAAAGUGCCGGUAUGGGACCAGUACUCUGACCUCCUGAAACAAGCAGGAUCAGAUGGUAACUUCAAGUUUGUUGAGCGGUUUGCAUUCUAUGAGCGUGCUAAAAAGGCAUUUGCUGUAGUGGCAACUGGGGAGACAGCACUGUAUGGAAAUCUUAUUAUCAAGAAAGGUGUCAUUCCACCUGAUGAACAAUGCUGAAAGAGGAGUCGUUUGGUAGUUUUUCACCAAAGU
Pimephales promelas (fathead minnow) is the source of this 848-nucleotide messenger RNA. RefSeq names its product fucose mutarotase (gene fuom). The record is from RefSeq and is a predicted model, not a curated record. NCBI's taxonomy places the organism in Eukaryota, Metazoa, Chordata, Actinopteri, Cypriniformes, Leuciscidae. Gene Ontology annotation, molecular function: fucose binding; racemase and epimerase activity, acting on carbohydrates and derivatives. Gene Ontology annotation, biological process: fucose metabolic process.